Messenger RNA from Archocentrus centrarchus (flier cichlid), 4712 nucleotides. RefSeq names its product myoneurin (gene mynn). The record is from RefSeq and is a predicted model, not a curated record. Gene Ontology annotation, cellular component: nucleus. Gene Ontology annotation, molecular function: DNA-binding transcription factor activity, RNA polymerase II-specific; protein binding. Lineage: Eukaryota; Metazoa; Chordata; Actinopteri; Cichliformes; Cichlidae. Gene Ontology annotation, biological process: regulation of transcription by RNA polymerase II.
CGCGAGAACUUUGACCUCACGUGGAUUAUGGCUGGAGAUCGCGGAUAUUAGAAGCAGAGAAAUCUACAAACUGAGAGCAAAGAGGAGGCGAAGCUGUGGCUCUUCAGCAGCUCUGACACUACUCACACAGCAGCGAUGGCGCAUGUCUUCAACCACGGGAAGCUGCUCCUGCAGCGCCUGCACCAGCAGCGGGAGAUGGACUUUCUGUGUGACAUCACCAUAAUGGUGAAGGACGUGGAGUUCAGGGCUCACCGCAACGUCCUUGCUGCGUUCAGCGAGUACUUCUCCGCCCCAGGCUGAAAAGGGCCAGGAGAUCAUGACCUUGGACCCGAGAAGGUCAGCCGGUACUCGCUGGAGAAGCUGCUGGAGUUCAUCUACACGGGACACAUGAACCUCAGCAGCACCAGACAGGCAGCCGUACGACGAGCGGCCGUCUUCCUGGGAAUGAACGAGGCCACGAAAUAUCUGGAGGAAAUGGUCACUCACUGGUCUGAGCUCGGCGAAACAUCACAGUCGGAGCUGGAUAAAGAGGCGGGUCUCUCGCCUCCCAGCCCCACCUCCCCUGGUAGCCCCAGCUCACCAGUUCCCCUGUCCAUCAUCUCUGUUACAGGGGACUGGCAGGGGGAAGGGAAGGACGGCAGAGAGCAGGAUGAUGGGGGCAGAGAUAUGUUUGUGGAAGAUGAUGAAGAGUACACGCCGAGGAGUGCAGGGAGAGGACAGGGCAGGAAGAGGGGCAGGAGGCCUAAAAGUUUUGGCGGCGAGCAGAUGGAGGCGAGCAGCUCAGCUGAUGGGACCCCCAGAAUCUACAGCUAUAGAGGGAGGGGAAGAGGGCGAGGGAGAGGCAGGGGGAGAGGAAGAGGAAGCCUCAGAACUCAAGAACUCUAUCUGGAUGACUCUGACACAAGUGUGAAGGACUUUGGAGACACCUCAGCAGACUGGAGCCCAUCACAGGGGGAGGAAGACGAUGAUGAGUCCGGAAUCAAAAGACCUCGUCUGAGCAGCGGAGAGGGGAGGAGAGGGCGUGGCCGAGGGAGGGGGAGAGGCCGGGGGAGAGGGAGGGGCCGAAGCAGGCAGCAGAUUGAGGAGGAGGAGGAGGAGGAGGAGGAGGUGGGGGAUGAGAGCAUAGGCACAGAGGAGGAGGCAGGGGAGGGGGGGGAAGAGGGCGAGAUCGGGGAGAUGGAUGCACUGGAUCUGGGCGAGAUGUCGCUGUCGUGCACCGAGUGCAACAAACUGUUUAAAGACGUGAGCAGCCUGCGUCGCCACGAGAAAAUCCACAAGGGGCUGAAGCCGUUCGCCUGCAUCUUCUGCUCCAAAACCUUCAGACAGGCCACGCAGCUGAAAACACACCUGCGCAUACACACAGGCGAGAAGCCGUUCAGCUGUUCCGAUUGUGACAAGUGUUUCGCUCAGAAGUGCCAGCUGGUCGCUCACCGCCGAAUGCACCACGGCGAGGAGAAGCCCUACACCUGUGAGCGCUGCGGCUUCAAGUUUGCUACCUCGUCCAAUUACAAAAUACACAUCAGACUGCACAGCGGGGAGAAACCGUACGUCUGUGACAUCUGCGGGCAGGCGUUCGCUCAGUCCAGCACGCUGACGUACCACAAGCGACGGCACACGGGGGAGAAACCGUACCAGUGCGACCUGUGUGGCAUGUCCUUCUCCGUGUCUUCCUCUCUCAUUGCCCACACACGAAAACACACAGGUGAGACUCCGUACAAAUGUUCGCAGCCUAAAUGCGACGCAAAAUUUGUCACAUCUUCUGAACUGAAGAAACACAUGCGCCGACUUCACCCAGAGGGGAACAGCGGCGUGCAAUGCCUGCUGUGUGGAAACAGAUUUGCCAGCGUGAAGAACAUGAUCAAACACCAGGACAAGGCUCAUGCAGACGAAGUGCGGCAACACAAGGAGAGAGCCCGAGCCGUGGUCCUCCUGUCCACCAGCCAUCCCGUGGCCUUUGUCCAGAGCAAACUCUCCCAGGAGAACAAAGGUUUGGGCUCCAUCCCCGAAGGCGAGCCGGCCAACCCUGAACCGGCCACCCCCAACCCCAAAACUACCGACCCUGCCGCCGCUUCUUCUGACGCUGACGCUGCUGCAACCGCCACCACCGUGACCACUGACGGCACCACAGACACCACCACCGUCAUCCAGGACUUCAAGGCGGAGCCCACAAACACCCCUCUCACCACCGCAGAUCAGGUGACCUUCGACGCCGACCAGGAGCAGACCAUCAACUCGGACACCCUCCACGCUCUGGUGGAGCAGCUGCGGCCGCCGCCCUCGCCCGCACAGACCCUGGAGCAGAUUGUCAUCAUCAAGACGGUGGACAACAUGGACAACAUGCCCCCUCAGCAGUGAGGCCCGAGUAACAUGAAUCAGAACUUAGCUUCACUUUUAAACACUCCUCCACCGAUUAGGAUAAAGUCAGUGCUCAGAUUCAGGCUAAAAUCAAUUUUUGUAAAGGGUCAAAUAAAAUAUCCAAUUCUGGCUUUAUUUUCAUAGUUUUGGCUGUCAGCGUUACAAUCAGGAAAUACGAGCAGCAACAUUUAACAUUUAAUGUGACGCCACUCUGUUCAGUUUAACACAUUCAUCAAAAUCAUUAAUUGUCCAAAUAACUGCCAGUUAUCUUUAAUGACUGACCAAUGAAACAGGUUUGACUAAUGCAAACAAAUUUAUAAUUUUUGAUUAUUCACUAAAUCUCUGCAGCUGUAGUCUGUCAGUGUUUGUACUGAUGUAGCUUCAGUGUCAGCAGAAAAGCAUCAAAUGAAACCCUGAAAGGCAGAGAAAAUAAACCGUUGACUGAAGCUGUGUUGCUUCAUGAGGUAGUUUAAUGGUCAAAACUAUAAAAAUAAAUCCUGACUAGAAUCAGCCUUUUAAAAACGCCCAUAUUUUUAUUAGAAGUGAAAUGAAACUAAACUGAAACCAAAAUCCAGCAGGAUCAUUUACAAAGAGCACGUCAGCAAACGAGCUGCCGUUCAGCCACGUCAGAGGCCGAUAUUUAUCUGUGAGCAGCUGGAAAAAUGUGGUGAAGAUCUGAAAGAGCCUCAAACAGAAGUUAUUUUUCUAAUGAAGAAAUGACAAUGAAAAGUAAACAAACUGAGAAAAUAUCAGAAUCAAACUGUAACCUGCAGAAUCCCAUUAAUGUUUCUAUUUUAGCAUCUGUUCAUAAUCAGCCUCGAUGAUUUCAGACCUUUUUUGACUAACCUGUUAACUGUUCACCGGAGUGACAGCUGAUCUACGUUCUUGUCACUCUCAAAAUCCAGAUGUUACAGUAAUCUCCCAGCAACAACCAGUUAUACACACAAAGAUAAUCAUUUUGAUCGAUGUCUCUUCAAUCAGCAGAAUCAGGAGGAGGGAAAAAGCCAAAUCGGCAGAUCUCUAAACUUCACGGUUGUUCAGAUGUUUGAGGAUCUGAUCCAAGUUCCUCGUUUCACUUCCCAGCUUAAUGCUGAAGGAUGUGAAAUGGAAACUGAUUCUACAUUUUCUUCCAGGGUAGAAAGCGAAGCUUCGAUUGGCUUCAGGACGCUUAAAGGUGCUUUUUGUAAACAGCCUGUUUGAAGAUGGUUUAUAGGUCCAGAGACGUGCGUGUUGGGUUCACUGGUGGUUCUGAAUUGGCCGCAUGUGUGAAUGGUUAUCUGUUCAGGGUGUACCCUGCCUCUCACUUUAUGGAUGUGCAGAUGAAGACGGAUGGUUUAAAACGUUCUACAGUUAACUGUAGCAUUCAGGGCCGUUGUUGCAAACAGCUGAGUGUGAAAGCGAAGCUGUCAAUGUGCUGGUCCAUCUAGCUUUCUGCCCUCACCUAUGACCACAAACUGUGGGUAGUGGCCGGAAAGAUGAGAUCAGAGAGAGGGUGAGGAGCUCAGUGUAGAAACAUUGAAAGGAGCCAGCUGAGGGCAUUUAGACUUCCAUAUUGAGAUGUUUCAGGUACGCCCAGGGCAGACUCAGGACACCCUGAAGAGAUUAUGUGUCUUGUCCGGCUUGGGAAUGUGUUGGUGUCCCCUGAAAGAGGAAGGUCUGCUUAGACUGCUGACCUGGAGAUGUGAAGUCAGCAUCACUGUGUGGGAGGGAUAUCAACUAAAGUGAAAGUAAGGCUGAGCUGUACUCUCCUGUAAUACCGCUUUGGACCACAGGAUGGUGCAGUGAGUCAGUGUAGUGUCCAGACUGCCUAACGUGAGACAUUUAAACAUUAUUCAAUAUCAUGUUUGCUCAACAUUUUCACCAAAUUAAUGUCACGCUUACCUGACUUGUUUUGGUCGCUAAAACACUGUAGUGUUUUUAUAAAGCAAACAGAAACAUUAGAUCAGCUCAAAGUCUGUUAAGAUACUAACACGAAAUAAUUUUAAACUCACAAAGAAGAAUGUGGUGCUUUUUGGGGCGGACAACUGCGCUAAAUGCCUCCUCCUGGUGGUGAAUGCGUGCAUUACAUUUUGCAGAGGGUUUUUACAAAAAGUACCUUUAAUUCUUCUAACCUCACGCUAACAUUUCCUCCGACACGAUUGGUGUGGCUGCAGUUUUGUUUCUGUUACAGCUUCCUUUUUAUUUGAUGGAGAAACACGUGUAACGACUGAGACAGUACAACUCUGUUUUAAUAGUUAACGUAGUGAGUAGGAGCUUCAUAAGAUGUAACAUUUUUAUUUAUCAAGCAAUAAAUGUUCCACCCUGCAGUGACGUGAUAGUGGUGGCUUUAUUGAUGUAAUCAAAGCCUUGUUGAUGUA